AUGCCGCCGAAACCAAUCAAUCCCAAUGAACAUCUGGCCAUACCUGAGUGGAUAAAUGAGGAGUACAUCCGACCCAUUCUGGAGAAAGAUGUCACAGGCUUCGAUAAAAUUGUGAACUUCACCGCGAUUGCAGCCACGGCUCCGGGGGAGAACUACACCUCGAUUAUGGUUAGGGUUGUGGUGGAUAUUUUAGUAAAAGAUGGCAGUGAGCAAAGGAUCUCCUAUAUAUUGAAAACCGGACUGGACAUUAACAAAGGCGGCGCCAUGGUCCAUCAGAUGGGACUAUUUCCCAAGGAGAAGGAGAUGUACCAAAAUCACAUUCCCCAUUUUGUGAAGCUCUAUAAGAAGGCUGGUUUGGACAUCGAACUGGCCCCCAGGUGUGUUCACAUCGAGGAGACGCCGGAAAGGAUUACCUUGAUCUUCGAGGACCUGAGUCGUCAAAACUUCCGUAACUUUGAUCGUCUCAAGGGAUUUGACCUGCCACACAUCCGUUGUGUUCUCCGGAAAUUGGCGGAACUCCAUGCUGCCUCGGCUGUCUAUCGAACAGUGAAUGGACCCUAUGCGGAGCGAUACUACAACUCCAUGUUUGUGGAGGCAAACAGGAGUUUCUUUAUUCCCCUUAGGGAGAUGAGGGAUGCCUCCUACUUCAAGGCAAUGAAGGAAUGGGGCAUUCCGGAUGUGGAGAGAUACAUCAAGAAGUUUCCCUCACCCACCGAAGGCUUCGAGGAAGGCCUUCGCUUGAAUAAGGUGGACGAGAGCGACUUCAAUGUGCUGAACCAUGGGGACUCCUGGUCGAAUAACAUCAUGUUCAACUACAAGGAUAACGGGGAGAUAGACAGGACCAUCUUUGUGGACCUACAAAUGGCCAAGUGGGGCACUCCGGCUCAGGAUCUCUGGUACAUGAUUCUCACAUCCGCCUCGCUAGAAAUUAAGGUCACGGAGUUUGACCUUUUUAUACAGAUCUAUCACGAGCGCUUGACCGAGUGCCUGCAACUCCUAAACUAUUCGAAAAGGAUUCCCACCCUGAGGGACUUGCACGCGAUGAUGAUCAAAUACGGAUCUUGGGGCCCCUUCACAGCUACUGGAGUGAUGGUGGCCACUCUUAUGCCCUCGGACAAGGAGUCCAAUAUGGAAAAGAUGCUGGCUGCUGGCCCCGAAGCUGAGGCCUUCCGCUACAAAACCUUUACCAAUUCCUACUACGUCAAGGCCAUGCGGCAAUUGCUGCCCUUUUUCGAUAGAAAAGGUCUUUUUGAGUAUUAG
This is a messenger RNA of Drosophila kikkawai, 1260 nucleotides long. RefSeq lists its product as uncharacterized. Lineage: Eukaryota; Metazoa; Arthropoda; Insecta; Diptera; Drosophilidae. The record is from RefSeq and is a predicted model, not a curated record.